GGAUCAAGUCCGCAAGAUCUUUGGAAAGUCUCCUAUGAAUCCACGGAAGGCUUCCCUUAAGCACGCGCGCUCCAUGCCAUUCCACAACUCUUCUUCUUACCAAGGCCGGCCCGUUGUGCAAGAAGAAGUGCCCCGACUCGUCUAUCGUGGCAAGCGCCCGCUCCAGAAAAGCGACAUCGUCUAUGUAGAAGGGGUUAUGAACGGUCCUCAACCAGAUGAUUUCAUAGAUUUCCCAGAUUUCCCAGCUGACUACUAUACCCGUAACAUCAUCGACCGCUUUCCUGUACCCCCCACUUCCACUCCCGAUGCCACCCCUAUGCCAUCCUCUGGCCGCGACUCGCCCGUUACCCGCGACGUCGAAUUAGGGUACGCCGUUGAUGAGGAUGAGGGAGUUGAUCAGAAUCAGUAUGCGGGGAAGCAGCGCUCUAUGCAAAAGCCGUCGUCUGUUUCGUGUUUCUCUCGACCUACCGCCAGCGCGUACCCCUCCCUCGCUCAGAGAGGAACAGAUGCUAGAGGCUAUGUGCGUACUCCUGCACCCAGAGGCCCUCGCGAUUCCCCCAGCGCCAGCAGUCGCCAGCGAGCUCGCACUCAGUCGCACAAUGUGAGGUCCACAGUCUCUCAGUCAGAGCAGCCCACCGCAUACCCAAAGUCCAAAGCCCCCCGCCCCCAACUGCGCCCCUCACCCUCUGUCUCCGUGUUAAAACACUCGGCGUCCGUUAACAUCCCGCAAGCAUCACCCGCAAAGUCGUUCCCCCGCUCCACGUCUGUGACAGUCCCUGCAACACCAGCGACGCGCACUCGUAAGGUGAAUGAUAUGCCUGGUCACCCUCACGUUUACGGCUCGAUCACCGGCCGUUCCAUCGAUGCUUGCACUAACGGCAGGGAUAUUCGAUACCACGAUGCUACUGGGGUGUAUGCGCAGGGGAUGACGGCAGAGUAUGGCGAAGAUUGGGAAAAGGCGCAGAUCAAAGAAGCAAGGAGGAGGAGAGCGACGAGCACUAGGAGCCGUCGCAGUGACAAGGCUAGUGCAAGGCACUGAUACGAUGUUUAGAAAGGUUUUAGAAGGUUUUAGAAGGGUUUGGGAAGAGUUUAGGAAGGCUUUAGGAGCAGCCAGUCUAUUGCAAGGCACUGACUAGGCGAUGGAUCGGGAAGGGUUUAGGAAGGGUUUCAUUCUGUUUCGUUCAUUUUCUGCAUUUUUCAUGUAAUCUCGCAAUCAUGUAUGUUUCGAUAUGACCUUAUGGUUUAUGCAAUACAGCGCUCCCAAUAUAAUAU
Molecule: messenger RNA, 1272 nt
Organism: Serpula lacrymans var. lacrymans S7.9
Lineage: Eukaryota; Fungi; Basidiomycota; Agaricomycetes; Boletales; Serpulaceae
Exons: 2
Coding region: 35-1039 (334 amino acids)
Source: RefSeq, a predicted model, not a curated record